Molecule: messenger RNA, 2150 nt
Organism: Haplochromis burtoni (Burton's mouthbrooder)
Lineage: Eukaryota; Metazoa; Chordata; Actinopteri; Cichliformes; Cichlidae
Gene: rab23
Product: RAB23, member RAS oncogene family
Exons: 7
Coding region: 444-1151 (235 amino acids)
Molecular function (GO): GTPase activity; GTP binding
Source: RefSeq, a predicted model, not a curated record
AGCCAACAGCCUGCCUGGCUAGCUCUCACGCGCAACGUAGCUCACUGAAAUAGGCAGCAAUGCAUAUCCAUUCUAUAAAUGUCAUGAGAGUGACCUCAGGUGUUGACAGUCAAUAAACGGUAUCUUUCGUUUAGGAGAGAACGUUUUUGCACUACACAGGGAAGAAGUCGUUAGCGAACGGAGCAGAAGGUUGUCUUUCUUCUGUGAAAAGUGGCUAAUCUUAGCUAGGCACCCUUAGCAGCGGAGUCUCUUGCGUCUCUUGCCACGGAGAAGAGCGGCGGGAGGCUGUAGAUAUGUGGAUGUGGGUUAGCUGACUGCAUAGCUCGCCUAAUGUCAUUGGAUGAGUUGUAGCGUCGUUUUACAGCCGGUACAUGUGCUCCCAUCACAGCUCUGAAACAAUACAGGCACAGUGGAACUGAGAAAAUCAGCCAGACGUCAUCACCAUGUUGGAGGAGGACAUGGAAGUGGCCAUCAAAGUGGUCGUGGUCGGCAAUGGAGCUGUCGGCAAGUCCAGUAUGAUCCAACGUUACUGCAAGGGCAUUUUCACUAAAGACUACAAAAAGACAAUUGGAGUGGACUUCCUGGAAAGGCAGAUACUUGUAAAUGAUGAAGAUGUCCGACUAAUGCUUUGGGACACUGCUGGGCAGGAGGAGUUUGAUGCCAUCACUAAGGCCUAUUACCGCGGUGCGCAGGCAUGUGUGCUUGUCUUCUCCACCACAGACCGGGACUCAUUUCAGGCUAUUGACAGCUGGAAGGAGAAGGUGGAAGCAGAAGUUGGAGAUAUUCCCACAGUUCUUGUGCAAAACAAAAUUGACCUCCUGGAAGAGACUGUUAUAAAAAAUGAGGAGGCAGAAGCAUUGGCUAAGAGGCUUAAGCUAAGAUUUUAUCGCGCUUCAGUGAAAGAGGACCUAAAUGUGAAUGAGGUUUUUAAGUAUUUAGCUGAGAAGUAUCUACAGCGACUCAAACAGCAAACAGCAGAGGAGACAGAGGUGGUCCACACAACAAGCAAUAAAAUAGGUGUUUUUAAUACAACAAGUAGUAAUGUCUGCAACCAGAGCUCCAGCAACGGCAGAGAAGUCAUCACUUUGCGUCCUAACAAGCAAAGAACCAAGAAGACUAAAAAUCCCUUUGGAAGCUGCAGCCUCCUCUAGAGAAAAUCAUUUCAUUUUACUGACUGACAGUUAUUUCUGACAUUAGAUUGCUCGUUAUUGUAAGCUGUUGAGGUAGCGACAGUUAGUGACCAAAGCUCACAUAGACUGGGAAACACUACACUACACUAUAUUACUUUAUUAACCUAAUGUUCAUCUUCCUCGCCCCAUGUUGAUAGGUGUAUUGCGGUCUCGAAUAUUCAUCAGCGAUCUGGGCACAAAACCUAACCUUUGUACAUACUUGGAUCCUCCUAAUGGUUGCCUUAAGAAACAACUGCAGCUACAGUAUGUUGUGUUAUUAAUUUAAUGAUGCCCAAAACAACUGAAGUUCUAGCUGUUGGUGCACAUGGAUUUUCCCCCUUAUGGCCGAGGCUUUUGCUCUUUCUUUUUUUUUCACUCUUUUUUUUGUUUGUUUGUUUUAAUGAAACUUGACAUACCGACUCUCAUCAAAGUAUGUAACAGCAAAAGUUGCACUCCAUCGAGACUUUUCCUUCUGUACGUGGUUAUUCUGUUUAACAUUUCAGCUGUGCAAUACAUUUGCAUGUAUUAUAAAAGAUAAGCAGAUUAUUUUAUUCCAUAUUUUUCUAACUGUUAAACAGAUAAUGGUUCAAACUAUAUUCUUCGUCCUGAUUGAACGCUGAGUUAAAUCUUUGCGUGAAGUAUUUUUGUACGAAGCACAAUAGCUUUGACUGAUCUUAUGUGCCAAAUUUUCUCUUUCUGAGCUGUGGUUAAACAUGUGCUCUCAUAGAUAUAGGUAUGUAACCAAAUAUCAAUAACCAAUGACACAAAAAUAGUCCUUUUUCUGUCUGCUUACACUUGUUAAACAAAUUAUUUUAGACAUAAAACACCAUUUACACUAAAAAAAUUCUCUGUUAUUUCAAUCAUAGUACCUCAAGUUACAACCAAUUGUCAGUUACAAUACAAUACUAUGCUUUUGAUUGCAGUUGUUUACAUUGUUUUGUUUAUUAUUUCUAUAGCUUUGACAUAUAUAUUCAGAGUACA